AUGUCUUCACCGGCGGCUGCCAGCGGUGGUCUAGCUGACCCGCUGCUGGCGGCGUCGAUCGACGACGGCGACGUCGUGGUCAGCGCCAAGGACAGGUACUGGGUGCCUUCCGACGAGAAAGAGAUUCUGGCGAGGCAAGACUGCGCCGCUGGGACGCCUCCGCUGCUGUACCGAACCUUCAGGGUCAAGGGCUUCCUCAUCAACCUUUACAGGUUGUUGACCCUGAUUAGAGUUGUGUUGGUUAUUCUAUUCUUCACUUGGCGCAUGGAUCACCAGGACUCUGACUCAAUGUGGUUGUGGUGGAUCUCGGUUGUAGGGGAUCUUUGGUUUGGGGUAACUUGGUUACUAAACCAAGUCACCAAACUCAAACCUCGAAAAUGUGCUCCCAAGCUAUCUAAGCUAAGAGAACAAUUCGAUUUGUCCGACGGGAUCUCUGACCUCCCCAUCUUGGAUGUAUUCAUUAACACCGUCGACCCGGUGGACGAGCCUAUGAUCUAUACCAUGAACUCCAUCUUGUCGAUCCUUGCUACGGACUACCCGGCUGAGAAGUAUGCCACAUACUUCUCGGAUGAUGGUGGAUCGCUGGUUCACUAUGAGGGGUUGCUCGAGACCGCAAAGUUUGCUGCUUUGUGGGUUCCAUUUUGCCGGAAACAUUGUGUAGAGCCAAGGGCCCCCGAGAGCUACUUCGGGAGGAAUGUGCAACCGUACACCGGGAACGCAGCCGGUGACUUCCUUGAUGACCAUAGGCGAAUUCGUGCGGAGUAUGACGAGUUCAAGGCAUGCUUGGAUGGGCUUUCUACUGUCAUUGAGGAACGAUCCAAUGCGCGCAACAGUGCAAACACGAAACAAGGACAUGUAAAUGCAACUUGGAUGACAGACGGAACGCAAUGGCAAGGAACAUGGAUUGAGCCAGCCAAGGGCCACAAGAAGGGACAUCACCCUGCAAUUCUUCAGGUGAUGUUGAAUCAGCCCAGCAAUGAUCCUCAGCUGGGCAAGCCAGCAAGCUCCGACCACCCUCUCGAUUUCAGCGCCGUCGACGUGCGCCUGCCGACGCUUGUGUACAUUGCCCGAGAGAAGCGGCCGGGGUACGACCACCAGAAGAAGGCGGGCGCCAUGAACGUGCAGCUGCGCGUGUCUGCGCUGCUGUCCAACGCGCCCUUCAUCAUCAACUUCGACGGCGACCACUACAUCAACAACUCGCAGGCCUUUCGGGCCGCCAUGUGCUUCAUGCUGGACCCGCGCGACGGCGACGACACCGCCUUCGUCCAGUUCCCGCAGCGCUUCGACGACGUGGACCCCACGGACCGGUACUGCAAUCACAACCGCAUGUUCUUCGACGCCACCCUCCUGGGCCUCAACGGUCUCCAGGGCCCCUCCUUCGUCGGCACCGGCUGUAUGUUCCGUCGCGUCGCGCUCUACGGCGCCGACCCUCCAAAGUGGCGGCCCGACGACGCCAAGGCCAAGGUCUUGCAAAGGCCAAACAUCUUUGGCAAAUCGACGGCGUUCAUCAACUCGAUGCCUGCGGCGGGGAACCAGGAACGAUCCAUCGCGUCGCCGGCGACGCUCCAAGAGACAGCGGCGACGUCAGCGGAGCUUGCCGACGUGAUGACAUGCGCGUACGAGGACUGCACGGAGUGGGGAAACGAUGUCGGGUGGGUGUACAACAUCGCGACGGAGGACGUGGUGACCGGGUUCCGGCUGCACCGGAACGGGUGGCGGUCGACGUACUACGCCAUGGAGCCAGACGCGUUCCGGGGCACGGCGCCGAUCAACCUCACGGAGCGUCUGUACCAGAUCCUGCGCUGGUCCGGCGGUUCCCUGGAGAUGUUCUUCUCCCGCUUCUGCCCGCUCCUCGCCGGCCGCCGGCUCCGCCCCAUGCAGCGCAUCGCCUACAUCAACAUGACCACCUACCCGGUGUCCACCUUCUUCCUCGUCAUGUACUACCUUUUCCCGGUGUUGUGGCUCGUCCACGGCCAGUUCUACAUCCAGAGGCCGUUCCAGACGUUCGCGCUGUUCGUCGCCGUGAUCAUCGCCACGGUGGAGCUGAUCGGCAUGGUGGAGAUCAGGUGGGCGGGGCUGACGCUGCUCGACUGCAUCCGCAACGAGCAGUUCUACAUCAUCGGCACCACGGGCGUGUACCCGAUGGCGCUGCUGCACAUCCUGCUCAGGUCCCUCGGCCUGAAGGGGGUGUCCUUCAAGCUCACGGCCAAGAAGCUGACGGGCGGCAAGAGGGAGAGGCUCGCGGAGCUGUACGACGUGCAGUGGGUGCCGCUGCUGGCGCCCACGGUGGUGGUGAUCGCCGUGAACGUGGCGGCCAUCGGCGCCGCGGCGGGGAAGGCGAUAGCCGGGCGGUGGUCGGCCGCGCAGGUGGCCGGGGCGUCGACGGGGCUGGUGUUCAACGUGUGGAUGCUGCUGCUGCUCUACCCGUUCGCGCUCGGGAUCAUGGGGCGCUGGAGCAAGAGGCCAUACAUCCUCUUCGCUCUGCUAGCGGCCGCGGUCGCUGCCGUCGCAUCGGUGUACGCCGCACUCGCCGGCUCCGUGCUAUAUUUCCAUUCGUGA
Messenger RNA from Lolium rigidum, 2559 nucleotides. Its product is annotated as probable mixed-linked glucan synthase 9. Bases 1 to 2559 code for a protein of 852 amino acids. Gene Ontology annotation, molecular function: mannan synthase activity; cellulose synthase (UDP-forming) activity. Gene Ontology annotation, cellular component: trans-Golgi network; plasma membrane. The record is from RefSeq and is a predicted model, not a curated record. The transcript has 3 exons. NCBI's taxonomy places the organism in Eukaryota, Viridiplantae, Streptophyta, Magnoliopsida, Poales, Poaceae. Gene Ontology annotation, biological process: plant-type primary cell wall biogenesis; cellulose biosynthetic process.